This is a messenger RNA of Nothobranchius furzeri (turquoise killifish), 2843 nucleotides long. It is a transcript of the gene tnk1, whose product is annotated as tyrosine kinase, non-receptor, 1. NCBI's taxonomy places the organism in Eukaryota, Metazoa, Chordata, Actinopteri, Cyprinodontiformes, Nothobranchiidae. Gene Ontology annotation, biological process: protein phosphorylation. The record is from RefSeq and is a predicted model, not a curated record. Gene Ontology annotation, molecular function: protein tyrosine kinase activity; protein binding; ATP binding.
UCAGUGAGAAACUAGGAAGAGGAGGAGGGAAUAGCUGAAAAACAUUGCAGUAACACACAGGUAGAUUGCUUGAACGCUUUGUUCGAGUCAGUAAAAAAUAAAUUCAAGAAUUCUAUUAAAACAUUUCUCUUGAAUUAACGAACCCCAGCCUGGAUCUGGUCGCAUGGUCGGUGACCCACCGACGUCUCUGCGUGUUUCGAUGCCGACAUGAAUCACCUGUUCCUGGGUGUGAGUGGUUGAGGAAACAGCCAUCAGAUUGGGGGCUGAGCCGCUUUACAUCAACGGCUUGUGGGCCGGGUCAUGCUGAUGGAUCAGGACACUGAGUGGCUGUACCAGCUUCUGGCCGAGGUCCAGCUGGAGAAGUUCUACGUACGCAUCCGAGAUGGCCUCAACAUCACCCGUGUCGAGCACUUCUCCUACGUCAAGGAGUGCGACUUUGAGCAGAUCGGCAUCAGCAAACCGGCACAAAGACGAUUAUUGGAGGCACUGAAACGGUACAAGACACGCGCACGAUCGUGGAUGCCCAAGGUGUUUAAAGGUCCCGAUGGAGGGGAGGCCGGAGGUGGCCCGGUUCAGAACCUGGAGGUCGUCAGCCGGACUCUGCCUUGUCUGAUCCAGGAUAGUGAGCUGGCUUUAGGGGACAAGUUGGGCUCGGGGUCCUUUGGGGUGGUGAGGAGGGGGGAGUGGCACCCUCCCUCAGGGAGAGUGGUUCCCGUAGCGGUGAAAUCCCUGAGGAACAGCGUGUCGAGACAUACGAACACACUGACAGACUUUCUCCAGGAAGUGACCAUCAUGCAGUCCUUAGACCACCCCAACAUCAUCCGACUCUAUGGCGUGGUACUCACUCAGCCCCUCAAAAUGGUGACAGAGCUGGCCCUUUUUGGCUCUCUGUAUGACACCCUGCGAGCGCGUCAGUACAGGUUCCCGUUGCUGCGCCUCUGGCUCUUUGCCACCCAGAUCGCGGUGGGUAUGGAGUACCUGGAGAGCCGGAGGUUCAUCCACAGGGACCUGGCAGCCAGGAACGUGCUGCUGUCCUCCAGGGAGAUGGUGAAGAUCGGGGACUUUGGCCUGAUGCGAGGCCUGACCCAAGACAGAGACCAUUAUGUCAUGGGAGCACAUAAGAGGAUCCCUUUUGCUUGGUGUGCUCCAGAAAGCCUCCGCUCAGGCUCCUUCUCCCACUCCUCGGACGUCUGGAUGUUUGGCGUCACCAUGUGGGAGAUGUUUACGUACUGUGAUGAACCGUGGCUGGGUCUGGCAGGUCAACAGAUUUUGUGGCGUGUGGAACAGGAGGGGGUGCGGCUUGAGAAACCCCAGGAUUGCCCUCAAGAGCUGUACAUUGUCAUGAGGAGCUGCUGGGCCCUAAACCGGUCGGACAGGCCCACCUUCGCCCAGCUCACGAAAAUGACUGCUGAGGCUAGACCAGUAGAAGUUCAAGCUACAAGAGACUUUUCAGAGUCCAACAAGCUCCCCCUCUUGGCCAGCGACGUUGUGACGGUCGUAGACCACAGUCUGGAGAUGAAUGAGUGGGUCGGUCAGAACCAGAGGACGCUGGUCGUCGGCUUGUUUCCUGCCAGUCUCACUGUGCCCAUCGGGUCCACCGGUGCAGGGUCAAAUCCCUCUGUGAAUGCUGCGGUCAUCUCCGCUCCGGUGAAGGGCAGUCUCCAGCACACGGGACACGGAGACGCCCACCCAGACCGCAGCUGGGGAACACCGGAGAGACUGGAUGACAGCAGCAACUGGAGGCAGGUUCCUGUCAGGGAAAAGGAAGGGUCCAAUCUGCAGAAAAUGGCAGGUAUGACUCGGAGCCUUGAGUCGGUCUUGGGUGAACCCCGACCCCGCUCCCAGACGGUUGAGGCUUUCAAAGUGGAUCAGCAUGGCAGACUUGUGGCACCUCACGGCGUGGCGAUGCAGCAGGAUCCUCGGCGCUUCAGCGAGGCCAGCAUCAAUCUCCCUCCUCGGCCGCCGCCUCCCAAUCUGAAGCACUUCAGCGAGGCCAGCACCAAUCCCCCUCUUCGGCCGCCGCCUCCCAAUCAUAAGCGUUUCAACAUGAAAGGCCAGAGAAAACCCAUCGUCCAGCAGAGCCCGGGAACCCAGUGGCCUGCACAGAUGAUCCUAUCCCCUCCGGCCCAGACACAACCUCAGCACCUCUUUCCACCUCCUCCAAACCCUUCAGGGUCCAACCUGAUGAAAAUGGCCCAGCUUGCCCGUUCCACCCCACAGUUGUACGACGACAACAAAGAGAGAGACCAAGAGCGAAGGAGAGAUCGGGAGAAAUAUGCACAAAACCCAAAGGAGAGCCUCAUCUCACAGGUGAUGGAGGCUGUACACGGAGUGACUAUCGAUGAGGUUCAAAGUGCACUUCAGCGUAACGACUGGAACCCUGUACGCGCCGAGCAACAACUCAAGCUGGAACAGCUGUAUUUACUGAGUCUCUGCUCCAAGGAGGAGUGUUUGAAGAUCCUCACCAGACACCAGUGGGACCUUCAGCAGGCCAGCCGCUACCUGAUCAGAGUGACUCGAGAAGAUCGCACCGGCCCCAGCGACAGACCUCAGAUCAGCUCAGAAAGACGAGUCUGAUUAAAACCUUUUUUAGCUUGUUGCAAAAAAAAACAAAAAAAAAUACAUUCUAGUUGAGUGAUACACUCCAAUGCAGAGCCUCCCAGUACGAUGGGAGGUUCACGGAGAAUUCACGUUAAAAUAUGAAGGAAUGCGAAAACUGAAAAAUAUAUUUUGACAUUUAAAGGACUAUGAAAUUCCCCUCAUAUUUUAUGGUGCCAUUUUGUAUGUCAUGAGUUUAUAUAUGUGAUUUUUUAAACAUGUUUAAUAAACAUGUCAGCCAUGAA